Molecule: messenger RNA, 1529 nt
Organism: Ictalurus furcatus (blue catfish)
Lineage: Eukaryota; Metazoa; Chordata; Actinopteri; Siluriformes; Ictaluridae
Exons: 4
Coding region: 1-1089 (362 amino acids)
Source: RefSeq, a predicted model, not a curated record
AUGGAGGCAGCGGGCGACCCAGAUUGGGCACACGCUGGUCAAGAACAAAGUCAUGUGAUGAGCGCGCAGCGUGAGCAGAUAGCACGCCUCACUGAACAAUUGGAGCGCCUCCGCGUCGCCGAGGGGCAAACUGUGACCCUCCCCGCUGCUGCUGUCUUUCCUCCCGCGUCUCCCCGCGCACACGGCACUCGCACCAGCCCCGCCGGUGACGGUUGGGAAACCGGUCAGGAGCUCCUUACGAUCGCGCAGGGCCCCCACGACGUAGUGGAUUACGCCCUGGAGUUCCGUACCAUUGCUGCAAGGGGCUCAUCGACCUGGCGGUAUGGCUGGACCGCCUUCGCCGCACUAACUGCCCCACGUCGUGGAAUCCCGUACCCACCGAGCCGCUACCUCCAGCAGAACCCAUGCAGCUCGGCCGGGCCCGGAUCCGCGAGGAGGAGAGGGAGAGAGACGACGCAGAGAGGAACGGUGCUUCUACUGUGGGGAGAGCACCCACGUCGUUCGCCAGUGCCCGCAGAGAAGGCCGCGAUCAACCGAGGAGGGCAGGACCAACGAACUCCGUCGUCCCCAGCGCUCAUCGACUCGGGGGCAGCAGAGAACUUCAUAGAUGAGCAGACAGCGCGAACCCUCUGCCUCCCCAUCCAAGCCCUGUCCCCAAUAGGUGGCGGGGUCAUCUCACAUUGUACAGCCCCAAUCACCAUGCAAGCCAGUGCCCUCCAUUAUGAAACCAUCGCCCUGUAUGUCACGGUAUCUACUCGUCACCCCAUCAUUCUCGGCUUACCGUGGCUUGAGCGCCAUGACCCACAGAUAUCAUGGGCGGCCAAACAGGUAACCAGGUGGUCCCCUUACUGCCUACGUCACUGUCUGAUGGGCCACAUGGCUCCAGUAGCCGCCACCACAGUGGAGAGCCCCCUGACCCUGUCACCGUGUCAUCAGAGUAUCAUGACCCCCGUGAGGUAUUCAGUAAGGAACGAGCAAGUGGCCUACCUCCACACAGGGCCUAUGAUUGCGCCAUGGACCUCCUCCCCAGAGCCAGCCCGCCACGGGGUCGAGUGUACCCGCUCUCCCAAGCAGAACAGCGGGCCAUGAACGCAUACAUUCAAGAGGCACUCCAACAGGGAUACAUUCGGCCGUCCACGUCACCCGUGUCCGCUGGGUCCUUCUUCGUGGAGAAAAGGGGAGGGGGUCUGCGACCGUACAUCGACUAUAGGGGUCUCAACCAGGUGACCAUUUAAGUACCGUUAUCCCCUGCAACUAGUGCCCGCAGCCCUUGAACAGCUGAGGUCCGCGUCCUUCUUCACGAAGCUGGACAUACGCAGCGCGUACAAUCUGAUCCGCAUCAGGGAGGGCGACGAGUGGAAAACGGCCUUUAGCACCACUUCCGGGCACUAUGAAUAUUUGGUCAUGCCGUAUGGACUCGCUAACACUCCCUCGGUGUUCCAAAAUCUGAUCAACGAAAUCCUGAGGGAUCUAUUGGGGCACUGCGUCGUCGCAUACAUUGACGACAUACUGAUCUACUCAACGUCCCU